This is a messenger RNA of Spinacia oleracea (spinach), 6813 nucleotides long. RefSeq names its product calmodulin-binding protein 60 D. Gene Ontology annotation, cellular component: nucleus. Gene Ontology annotation, biological process: regulation of salicylic acid biosynthetic process. The transcript is spliced from 6 exons. The record is from RefSeq and is a predicted model, not a curated record. Lineage: Eukaryota; Viridiplantae; Streptophyta; Magnoliopsida; Caryophyllales; Amaranthaceae. Gene Ontology annotation, molecular function: calmodulin binding; DNA-binding transcription factor activity; sequence-specific DNA binding. Bases 5349 to 5972 code for a protein of 207 amino acids.
UAUGAUUAUGUGUAAAUAAUAUGUAUUCCUGGCUAAAUGGUUGUUUCCGCAUGAUUUAUGAAUUGUCAUAUGUAUCAUAACCUAACACCCAGAAUGUCCAUUCCCCACUGGGCGAACGGUACUGGAUUUAGGAUUGGCAUGAGAUCGUUUGCAGGACGAUUGAUGACUGCUGAAAAAACUUGACAUUUUUCACAUUUCUUGACGUAUUCUUGUGCGUCUGUUAACAUUGUCGGCCAGUAGUAUCCUUGCCUUUGGCAUUUUAGUGCAAGGGUUUUUCCUCCCUGAUGAUUUCCACACACUCCUUCAUGUAUUUCUUCUAUCAGUCGUGCCGAUUCGUAUGCUGAUAUGCAUCGUAAAAGAGGCAAGCUAAAACCCCGUUUGUAGAGUUGGCUUCUGAUGAUUACAAACCAGCAUGAGUUCCUAAUCAACCUUCUUGCUUCCGUUUUUUCUGUAGGCAGUGUUCCAUCUCUCUUGUAUGCCCACAUAGUGUCAUACCAUUUAGGUUGGCUCGUGAUUACCAUGACCUCUUUCCCCAAUACCUCAGUGCUCCUUCGAUGCAUGACUUCCAUCAUUACUGAUUUUAUCAGAGCACUUGAGCUGGCCAGUUUUGACAGGGAGUCUGCCAACAUGUUCUCUGAUCGGGGUACUAAUUUUAUUUCGAAGCUUUCCAACUGUGCCACUGAUUGUUUAAGCUUUUCGGCGUAUCGUUUCAUGGAUUCUUCCUUCGUUUCAUAUUCUCCUGAGAACUGGUUUGCUACCAGCUGUGAGUCGGUUGUGAGUAUGAGCCUACGAGCACCAGCUGCCGUGCAGAUCUGUAUGCCAGCGAUUGCGGCUUCGUAUUCUGCCUCGUUGUUUGAUGCCUGGAAAGAGAACUUAAUAGCAUACUCGAACUGGUCUCCUUCUGGUGAAGUAAUUAUUACCCCUGCUCCUGCCCCUGAUUUGGUGACAGAGCCGUCUACUGCUACUUCCCAUUUUCCUUCCUUUAUUUCCUCCUCCUGGUAUGAUGCUUCGACUAUGAAGUCAGACAAUGCUUGGGCUUUUAUAGCCAUUCUAGGCCGAUACUCCAUGUGAAACUCUGAUAGUUCAAUCGCCCAUUUUAGGAGUCUACCUGAUGUGUCCAUUUUUUGCAUUGCUUUUUCCAGUGCAUAGUUUGUGAGGACUUGGAUUCCGUGUGCAUCAAAGUAAGGUCUCAGCUUUCUGGCUGCAAUCAGUACUGCCAACCCCAACUUUUCUAUCAAGGAGUAUCUCGUUUCUGCUUCUUGCAGGAUGUGGCUGACAAAGUACACCGGUAUCUGUGUUUUAUCUUUCUCUAUGAUCAGUACUGCUGCUACUGUGUGCUGAGAAGCAGAUAUGUAUAGCUGCAGCGUGUCUCCUUCCUCUGGUCGAGCUAUUGUGGGUAAGGCUUGCAGGUGCCGUUUUACUGCCUCAAAAGCUGCUUUUUCUGUUUCUCCCCACUUGAAUUUCUUGUUUUGCUUUAACACGUUGAAAAAGGGCAACGACCUAUCUGCUGAUUUGCUAAUGAACCGGGUCAAUGCGGCCAUUCUUCCUGUUAACUUUUGCACGUCUUUUAUGCAACCGGGUUCUGGUAGAUUCAUAAUUUCUUCUACCUUAUCUGGAUUGGCAUCGAUUCCCCUUUCGCUUACUAGGAAACCCAAGAACUUUCCUGAUCGGACCCCGAAUACACAUUUCUUGGGGUUUAACUUCAUCCUGAACCUCCUCAGAGUUUCGAAAGUUUCUCUCAAGUCGUCGAUGUGGUCGCUGGCCAAUCGGCUUUUAACUAUUGAGUCAUCCACAUAUACCUCUAUGUUCCUCCCUUUCUGGGAAGCAAAUACCCUAUCCACCAACUUCUGGUAGGUUGCUCUUGCAUUCUUCAGCCCAAACGGCAUAGCCUUAUAGCUGUAUACCCCUGAAUCUGUGAUGAAGGCGGCCUUCUUUCUAUCGGCCUUACACAAACUGACUUGGUGGUACCCUGAAAAGGCAUCCAGGAAACUCAAAAGAGCAUGGCCACUUGUUGAAUCUACUAGUCUAUCGAUUCGUGGCAAUGGAUAGCAGUCCUUGGGGCAUGCCCCAUUCAGGUUGGUAAAAUCUACGCACAUUCGCCAACUGCCAUUUGACUUUUUUACCAUGACCACGUUGUCCAACCAUUCGGGGUAGUCACAAACUUCUAUGAACCCUGCUUCCAGCAAUUUUUCCACUUCUUCUUUUAUUGCAGCAUUUUUUUCAUUGGAGAAAUUUCUCUUCUUUUGCUUUACCGGCCUGACUGACUUGUCCACAUUCAGACGAUGCACUAUAAUGUCCAGGCUGAUACCGGGCAUUUCAUCUGCAGAGAAGGCAAAGACAUCUGCAUGUUCUCGUAACAGGCCGAUAAGAUUGACCUGCUGAUCUGCCUCCAUAUCGGCACCUAUUCGUACCGUUCUUUCUGGAACUCCUUCUACCAAUUCAAUUUCCCGAGUUUCUCCAUUUGCAGCCGGCCUUGGGAUGCAAGCAGGCCUUUCAUCAAAAUUUUCCAUGCUCAGAUCCCCUCUCUUUCUUUUGGUUGGCAUGUUUGCUUCUCGGGCAAGGUUGGUUUUCGGCACCAUCCUUCCUGGUGCCUUUAUCGCUGUCAGAUAACACGAUCUGGCAGUCUCCUGACUGCCAUGUACCCUUUCUGUUCUUUCCAGAUUUGAGAGAUAUAUCAUGGUCAAAUGAUACGUGGACACCACCGCCUGUGCGUCAUGAAUAAAUGGUCGACCAAUUAUCACGUUAUACGCUGCUGGUACUUUUAUCACCAAAAAAUCGACCAUUAAGUCCCUGGCUGAUACUCCUCUGCCCACUUGAACCGGUAAACGGAUACUGCCUUCUGGGUAGACGCUGGCCCCAGAGAAUCCGAUAACGGGAUAGCUCACCCUUGCUAACUCUCCGUGAUCUAUGUUCAGCUGGGUGAAAGCUUCCCAAAAUAUGAUGUUCGCAGAGCUGCCUCCAUCAAUCAGGCAUCUCUUGACGGGGAAGUUUGCUAUCUCGAGCUCCAGUACCAGCGGGUCAUCAUGGGGAUAUAUAAUGCCGCGGCAAUCGUCCGAAGUGAACGUGAUGACCGGUAGGGGGGUUGGUUCCGGCCAUUUCCUUGCGCUAUGGUAACUCACCAGGUGCCUGUGCUCCUCUAGAUUUUUUAUCGCCCCGCUAACUGUACCUCCAUGCACGGGCCCUCCUGAGAUCACCCAGACAGUGGGUCUUUUUCCCCUAUCGGCCCCAUCUUUACUUGUUUCCGGUAAUGACCGGAUUUCUUGUCGGGAUGAUGGUGCCUGUUCAAUCCUACCAGCGGGCUGUGAAUACCCCGGCUGAGUAGGUAUAUAUGGGGCAUGACUAUGCGAACUGCCCUGUCUAUUAUUUCCUCCCUGGCCUUCCUGUCGAAUCCUGUACUGGGACAGGUAUCCCCUUCUUACCAGCUCUUCGAUGUUAUCCUUGAGCUCUUUACAAUGCUCCGUGUAAUGACCAUGAUCAUUAUGAAAAGCACAAAAAUUCUUAUUGUUACCUGGAGCAUCCAUCGGUAACGGUUUUCUCCACGCUGCCGAUUUAUUUACUGCGUAGAUAGUAGCUCUGGCGGUGUUGAGGGGAGUGUACACCUGAUAAGCCCCUACCGGCUGUCUAUUCGGGUAUCCCCCUCUCUGCUGAUGGCCCUCCUUUCUACUGUUAUCUUUUCGGUAGUUGUGUUGCUGUAUGGGAACAUGAUCCUUCCUGUCCGAUUGUACUGCCUAAUUUCCCCCCAUGGGUGAUAUUAGCAUCAGUUCAUCACUUCUGAUAUACUCAUUUGCUUUUCUCAAGGCCUCCCCCAGCGAGGUAAAUGAUUUUCUUCCCAGGUACCUUUUGAACUCGCACUCUUGCAUCCCUCUCAACAGAGCCAAGACGGCUAUUUCUUGCUGUAAAUCUGGUAUGGUGAUGGAUUCGUUGUUAAACCGGGUAAGGUACUCUCUCAGCAGUUCUUUCGGCCUUUGUGAGAUUGACAUCAACUCUCCAGAUGUUUUCUUUCGUUCAACCUUGCUAAUGAAUCGCCUCACAAAGUCCUCUUGUACCUGCCGAAAACUGAAUAUCGAUCCAACCGGCAACUUCUUAUACCAAUCGGCUGCCACCCCUGAUAAUGUGGUUUGGAACACUUUGCACCACAUGGCAUCUGAGUCGGAAUACAGCAUCAUGUGUUGUUCGAAAGCGGUGGAAUGAUUUUCGGGGUCUGUGGUUCCGUUGUAUUUGCACGUCGGCAUUUUUACUUUCUCCAUAGGCUGUUCCAGUAUACCCCUUCAUAGUGGGGAGUCUUUGGGGUGUAUGGUUCGCCUCAUCGGCUCCUGGUGAGGUAUAUAUCCUUCAUAUCUAUUCCAACCCGGCUGUGGAGAUUGCACGAUGUACUCCUCGUGGUACGGUGUCGAUUCCCUACCAGCAGGAACCGACCCUUCUUGUUCUGAUACCGACUCUCGGUGUCUAAUGGACCUUUCUCUGCGCCGAGAGCUAUGCCUUUUUCUUCUACCCGGAUUUUCACUGCGUAUAAGUAUUGGUUCAGGUUGUGCUGGCAGUACCACUUCAUGCUCUAGGGUUUCGUAGAGAUUUCUAACCGGCAUCGCACCCGGGAGACUGCCGGUAACCACGAUCUGAUUUCCCUCUGUCCUCCCCGAGGACAGUUCAGCCAUUGCCUUCAUGACGGUCGAAGCCGUCAGCAGCUGUUGUGGUGUGAACCUUUGGGACAACGCCGAGAGGUUGCUCUGAAUCUGUGGGGGGGAUAGGGAAUCCUGUGCCCUUUCCUCCAUGGACGUUUCAUCCUCUAUGUUCACGUCGUUCGGGUCUUCAAAACCUGGGGGGGCAAUGCUUAUCUGUGACUUGAGUGCUUUUGGGGGAGGAUUGGUAAGUGGUGUGACUUGGCUGGUUGAGACAGGUAAGAGAGGAGGUUUGACUGUGGUGGGUUGUGCUACUGGUGUUGGUGUGAUCACUGCUGAUUGUGGGAGAUUGUUGUUUUUUCUAGGUUUUUUGUUGUUGGUAUCCAUGGUGGCUGAUUAGCUUGACAAGAUUGGGAAAGCCCCUCCUUCUAGCGCCAAUUGUUCCGGUAAGAUUUGGGAACGGUUGGAGAGGUCUUGCUGGUCGGGUGUUGCUGUUAUCCUGAUGAUAUCCUGCGCAGAUAACAAAGAUGAACUAGCCUCGAGGGUGAUUCGAGGAUCCCCCCUCCGAUGCUAAAGUCAGCUGAUCAAAAGCAUGCAACUCCGUUACUAGAAGAUGCUUUAUGGCGGUUGAAAAACAUAAGCAAAACUGGGAUACUUUGUCGUAAGGCAUAGGAGAAACAUGUUUAUACAGUGAAGGAUUUCCUACGACUUCUUCACACUGAUGAAAAGAAAAUGCAAGAUAUUCUUGGUGUUGGUAAAACAAAGUGGGGUGAAAUAGUAAAAAAUGCUGAAGCGUGCAAGUUAACCGACCAGCUUUAUUGGUACAAUGAUUAUGCAUCAGGGGAUAAUCUUGUGUUAGAUUGUGCCUUCAACAUUAAAAGCGUUACAUUCUGCGGUCAAACAAGCCAGCUCUAUGAAUCCCUUGACUUUACUCAGAAGGAAAAGGCUGGUAAACUGAGGAUAGCUGCAUAUGAUAAACGAAAUGAGCUUCCAAUUUUGGAAGACUCUACCAAUCUAGUUCAAGCAGGACCCGCAUACCUAUCUAAUGUUCAACAACAGGUACAAGAAGAGCAACAGCAAAUCGUAACCUCUACAACAGCAUCAGUACAAAAUUCUGGUUUUUCUGAUGGAAAUUAUACAAGUUUUGCAAAUGAAAACUUGCCUCUUCAGGUUACAGAUUAUGAGCAAGAGUUUUCGAUAUCAAUGACAGCUGAAUCUGGUGGUUUAUCUUCCUAUCCCUCCUACAUUGGUAUGCAGUUUAUACAUGAAAAUCAAGAGCAAAGGUUUUCCAUUCCAUCACUAGACAGUAGACAGGGGUUUCCAUUCCUUAUCUCCUUCCUUCGGCUUUCUUCUUGAUGAGGAGUGCCCCUGUUCCGGGGACACACAGGCUGUUGCUGAGAAGGGAGCUUGUCUUGGGGACCCGCAGGCUGUACGUGGGUUGGACGAGUAUAGGACCAAGAAUUCAAGCAAGUGGCGUUUGAACGGAGUGGUAAUUCUGGUAAAAUGGGGCUUUUAUUCAAAAAGGAACAAAGGAAAAGAUUGCAGACCCUUUAAGAAGCAAAAGACUUACUGACAAAGCGCGCAAGAUCAGAUGGUUUAUACGGUUAGCAACUGACAAGUUAAAGAUGCUACUUUUAUUUUUACAUAAGCAAGCAACUUUCAGUCUGGUUCAUUUAGAAUUUUGCAUCUCUAAUUCUCUACUUUCGAGUUUCGAGUCAUCUGGAGUCUAGAGAUGGUGUAACUGUAGUUACCUGGUAUCUUCUUUUACCAGUUUUAGUGGUAAUUCCAUUGAAGAAAAGGAUCUUUCUUUACAAACUCAUAAAAGACCAGGUGAUAGCAAUGUGCACUUCAUUAUAGUUAGUAGCUUGUUUUAUAUAGGCUCGUAAACUCUAUUGCAAAUUUUGCAACAUACUCCCUCCGUCCCUAAAAGAUUGCCCGUGGAGCAAUUUUUUUUACUUUUUCCCCCCUGAAAUUACAGUCAGGGAGAUUUAUGCUCCAAUAUUACAGUCAUAACAUAGUCAUAACAUAGUCAGGGAGGUUUAUGCUCCAAUGUUACAGCCAUAGCAAAGUUUGGGAGGUUUAUGAUAGAAUACAUAUAUUGUAAUUAAUGUAAAUUAAUUAUAUUUGUAAUUUUGUAAUUACUAGACUAGCCUUAGCCAAAACCCUAAUCCAGUGAUGUAUACAUUCUGAUAAAAUU